GGUUCAGUGUCUUGGCAUCCCAGUGAGAGAGGGAGAUAGCGAGCGUGUGAGAGCGAGAGCGAGAGAGCAAGAGCAAGUCCGCCACCGAACCCCAGCCCAAUUUCCAAAUAGCCAGCCAGCCCCAGAACGGCAGACCAGUGCCAGAAGUUUUUGACUGCAUCUUGAGGAAAUUGCAUUGAGUUAGCGCAGAAAUGGCCGACGAAGCACAAGCACCACCUGCUGAGGGCGCCCCACCAGCUGAGGCCGCCCCACCAGCUGAAGGCGAGGCCCCACCAGCUGCCGAAGGCGAUGCCCCACCACCGGCCGAGGGCGAGGCGGCACCAGCCGAACCCGCUGAGCCCAUCAAGCACAGCUAUACUCUGUUCUACUUCAAUGUGAAGGCCCUUGCAGAACCACUCCGCUAUCUGUUCGCCUAUGGCGCCAUGGAGUACGAGGAUGUGCGCGUCACCCGCGACGAGUGGCCAGCCCUGAAGCCGACUAUGCCCAUGGGACAGAUGCCCGUGCUGGAGGUGGAUGGAAAGCGUGUGCACCAGAGCAUCUCGAUGGCCCGCUUUUUGGCCAAGACCGUUGGCCUGUGCGGCGCCACUCCGUGGGAGGAUCUGCAGAUCGACAUUGUUGUUGACACCAUCAACGACUUCCGUCUAAAAAUUGCAGUCGUCUCGUACGAGCCGGAGGACGAGAUCAAGGAGAAGAAGCUGGUCACGCUGAAUGCCGAGGUCAUUCCAUUCUAUCUGGAGAAGUUGGAGCAGACCGUCAAGGACAACGACGGCCACUUGGCCUUGGCCAAGUUGACUUGGGCCGAUGUCUACUUUGCCGGCAUCACCGACUACAUGAACUACAUGGUGAAGCGCGAUCUGCUGGAGCCGUAUCCGGCUCUGCGUGGCGUGGUCGAUGCCAUCAAUGCCUUGGAGCCUAUCAAGGCCUGGAUUGAGAAGCGUCCCGUCACCGAGGUCUAAGCGGCCCAACCCAACGAAGUUCGGAGGAAGGAAAAACAUUGCACAAUAACACACCAUACACACACUUUUGCACACAUUUUGUUCCUUUUGGCUUGGGAUCUAAUGGGAUCCGCGGAGCUGGCGGUACUUCACACGGGGUUACGUUCGAGACUAUAGAUUCGUUGACCCGUAGUUCUUUUAGCACAUGGCACUACGGAUAAUUCGUAUUUGCUUAAUUUUUUCUGUUAUAAUUCUCUUUGCAUGACGCUAUAUCUAUAUCUAAUUGGAUCCGCUCUCGGAUCGACUUUCGUUCGCUUAACCAUAAUGAAAAUGAUAAUAUUUAUUGCACAGUCUAUAAUAUUUUUGCCUACUUCUAGUACACACUCUAUGCGCAUCCAUACAAACGCCUACUCUAAGUCUAUUUCUAAAAUCUAUAUCGUGAACUAAUCUUUUAGACUUAUUCUAUUCUAUUGUAUUCUAUAAAACCGCGAAGAGCUCAAGGCCAAUUGAAAAAUAUUUAACCAGCUACAGCGAAAGCUGAGCAAUUACAAUUGCACGUCGAUUGUUACAUUCACUUUAAAAUUUUGGUUUCGUACACACAUCUCACUUUUAGUCAGCCCCCAGGAAUUUUCUUCGUCUUGAUCCUGUAAAGAUCCCUCUAUGAAAUCGUUAAAAGACUCAAACAAAUAGAACCGGAUACUCUCAAAAUUA
Molecule: messenger RNA, 1646 nt
Organism: Drosophila persimilis
Lineage: Eukaryota; Metazoa; Arthropoda; Insecta; Diptera; Drosophilidae
Gene: GstS1
Product: glutathione S-transferase S1
Exons: 5
Coding region: 192-956 (254 amino acids)
Biological process (GO): glutathione metabolic process
Molecular function (GO): glutathione transferase activity
Source: RefSeq, a predicted model, not a curated record